Coniophora puteana RWD-64-598 SS2 is the source of this 2047-nucleotide messenger RNA. RefSeq lists its product as uncharacterized. NCBI's taxonomy places the organism in Eukaryota, Fungi, Basidiomycota, Agaricomycetes, Boletales, Coniophoraceae. The coding region runs from base 123 to 1982 and encodes 619 amino acids. The transcript has 12 exons. The record is from RefSeq and is a predicted model, not a curated record.
CAUCCGCCCACGGUAGUUCGUUCUUCGCACGUAUGGGAGGCCCUCGACCCUUGGUCUGGCGCUCUUUCGCUUGAAUCCCUGCCUUAUCGACUCUGAAUCCGAGCUAUCUACCCUCGCACGAUAUGUUGGAAAGGCGUCCGUACCAGGGUCUCUCGCGUAAGCUCGUGUUGGCGUUCGAUGUUGGGACUACGUUCAGUGGAGUAUCAUUCUGUGUGCUGGACCCCGGCGAAGUCCCGAAGAUCCAGGGUGUAUCAAGAUACCCUGCUCAGGAACAUGUUGGUGGGGACUCGAAGAUUCCGUCUAUCCUCUACUACGACCAGGCACAUCAAGUUCGCGCUGUUGGAGCCGAGGCGCUGCAGGAGCACAUUGUAGAGCAGGCAGAGGACGAGCAAUGGAUUAGGCUAGAAUGGUGGAAAAUGCAUCUUCGCUCGAAACACCUCACGUCCGGCCACAUCAAGGACAGCGAUAUCCCUCCUCUCCCGAAUGGACUCACAGCACUACAGGUCCUCGCUGACUUCAUGGCGUAUCUUUUCCGGUGUGCGAAGCAGUACAUCAUCGAGACAUACGCGAACGGGCAACAGCACUGGGACUCCUUUGGUGAUGCCAUCGACUUCGUCUUGCCCCAUCCUAAUGGCUGGGAAGGUCCCCAGCAAAGCCAGAUCCGUCGCGCAGCGGUUCUCGCUAUGCUGGUUCCCGAUCUCCCGUCAGCCCAGGAGCGUGUCAGACUCGUCACUGAAGGCGAAGCCAGCCUUCACUAUUGCGUCUCGAACGUCUUGGCUUCGGAUACCUGGUCCAGAUUACCUAUCGAAAAACCAGUGGACGGAUCGUCAACACUAUCCGAGCCAGGUUUCGGAGGCGACAGGGGCGUCAUUAUCGUAGACGCCGGUGGAGGUACUAUUGACGUUAGCGCGUACUCAAUGGUGUCGGAUGACAAUACGAGCACACCUGUGUCUUUUGAAGAGAUUGCACCAGCAGAAUGCCGUUUACAGGGAUCGGUGUUUGUGACUCGCCGUGCGAAUGCUUUACUUAAUGAGAAACUCGAAGGCUCCCGUUUCGCAGCUCCGGACUAUAUCAGUCAAAUGACUGAGGCCUUUGACAAGACGACGAAGCUCCGUUUUCGAAGCAAGGAUGAGCCCAGUUAUGUCAAAUUCGGCACCAUGCGCGACAAGGACCAGUCGUUUGGUAUUCGAUCGGGACAACUCAGACUCCAGGGACACGAUGUUGCCGCGCUGUUUGAACCAUCCAUACAAAGUGUCGUUAAUGUCAUCAACCAGCAGCGAAAGGCCUCAACGAUGGAAAUAGGAUUUGUCUUCCUCGUCGGCGGUUUUGCCGCGAGUGGGUAUCUAUUCUCACAGCUUCAAGUCCGGCUGGCAUCCACUGGGCUUAGUCUAAGCCGUCCCGAUAGCCACGCUAAUAAGGCUGUUGCAGACGGUGCCAUGUCGUAUUAUAUCGAUCACCUCGUUACAUCUCGCGUUGCUAAGUACACCUAUGGCAUGAAGAUGAAUGUGGCAUUUGACCCCACAAACAGACAACAUGUAGCACGAUGGAACACAGUGUUUACUUGGCCCUCUGGAGGGCAGCGCGUCCCAGGUGUUUUCGACACCAUACUAGCAAAGGGGAGUCGGGUGUCGGAGGCUCAGGAAUUCAGGCGUUCAUAUCACGAGGAAACCAUGUCCAACAUUAGGUUUCCUGUAUUACACGCGACGGUUUUGGUGUACCGCGGCACAAACUCUCCGCCCAUCUUUGUCGAUGAAGCGCAAGGUGCCUUCUCAACCGCUUGCUCUGUUCAAGCGGACACUUCCGUUGCAUCCAAAGCCUUACAGGCACUGCGAGGAUACUCGUCGACAUACUACGUGUUGUGGUAUGAUAUUAUACUAAAGUUUGGUCUAACGGAGCUGCAAGCGCAGAUAAGCUGGAUUGAAAAUGGAGUCGAAAAACGGAGCCCCGCUUCGGUCAUAUAUGAGGAGGAGAUUGGCUCGUAACCUUUCAUAUGAAAACGAGAGCAACUUUUACCUGUGGCUACUCUGGGAACGUAUAAGUCGCAUAC